AUGCCUAGUUACUCAAACUUCUUUCGUUCUUUUCUUUAUUUUGGUAAUAAUCAACAGAAAUGGAAAUUAGCUGCUAUUGUUUCAUCUGUUGGUUUAACUACUGCUGGAUAUCUAUGGCAUAAUCAACAUUAUGCUAGUUCAUAUAGUUUACAUUUAAAACGAUAUUCUGCAUCAGCUGAAUAUCCUCAAUUAAGUAAACAUUCAAAUUUAAUGGCUCGUCAAUUAACACCACAGAUGUAUGCUAAACUUCGUGAUCGUAUUACACCAUCUGGAUAUACUAUUGAUGAUGUAAUACAAGUGGGUGUUGAUAAUCCAGGUGUACCUAGUCGUCAAUAUUUUGGUGUUUCAGCUGGUGACGAAGAAACAUAUAAAAUGUUUAGUGAUCUAUUCGAUCCAUUAAUUCAAAUACGAUAUAAUUAUGGACCCGGUUCACGUCAAUACCAUGAUGUAGAUAUAACUAAACUUAAUUUUCCAUUUGAAUCGGAUACUACAUUUGAUAUAAAUAAAUAUAUUCUUUCAUCACGUAUACGUAUAACACGUAAUCUAGCAAGUUAUACAUUUCCAACAUUUUCAACACGAGCUGAACGUCGUCGUGUUGAAGGAAAAUUAAAUAAAGUAUUUGAACAAUUAAUUCAAGAAAAUAAUCAAUUCAAUGGAAAUUAUUAUCGUCUAUCAACAACUGACGAACGUGUACAAGAAAAAUUAAUCCAUGAUGGUGUCUAUUUAUUUAAACCACAAACAAUGAGUUGGCUUAGUUCAGGUAUUGCACGUGAUUGGCCUGAUGGACGAGCUAUUUAUGUUAAUAAUGAUAAGAAUAUAUUUGCUUGGAUUAAUCAAAAAGAUCAUUUAAGAUUUGUUAGUUGGAGUACAAAUAAUGCAAAAAAUAAUCUUCGUGCAGUCAUAACAAAUUUUUUUCAAGGAAUAAACUUGUUAGAAAAUUCAAUGAAAAAUGAAGGUAUAUCAUUUGCACAUGAUGAUCAUUUUGGAUAUUUAACAACUUGUCCAGCUAAUAUUGGUACUGGAUUAAAAUAUAAUAUUUUUUUGAAGCUACCAAAUUUAACAAAAGAUAUGCGUUUACCAACUAUUAUCAAAGAUCUUAAUUUAACAAUGGAAGAAAUCAUGGAUUCAGAUCCACAAGCAUUUAAAGAUUGUAUAGAUAUAUCAAAUCGUGAUCGAAUUGGCAAAACUGAAGUUGAAAUUAUUCAACAUAUUCUUAAUGGUGUUAAAAAAUUAGUUGAAAUUGAACGACAAUUAGAAGCUGGCCAUAAACUCGAUGAAUAUUUAAAACGUUAG
Molecule: messenger RNA, 1293 nt
Organism: Adineta steineri
Lineage: Eukaryota; Metazoa; Rotifera; Eurotatoria; Adinetida; Adinetidae
Source: the annotation of a GenBank genome assembly